Messenger RNA from Symbiodinium natans, 1203 nucleotides. NCBI's taxonomy places the organism in Eukaryota, Dinophyceae, Suessiales, Symbiodiniaceae. The record is from the annotation of a GenBank genome assembly.
AUGGAUCAGCUUCGAGAGGACAGCUAUGUGGAAACAAGCAAGCUGAUGAUGCAUGUAAACGCCAUGUCGAUGGUUCUCAUUCCUUACAUCUAUGGGGAUGACCGGAGAUUCAUGGCCGGUAUCCUGCUCGCUGCUGCAGCUGCUUAUGCCACGCACUUGGCCUUGGCGAUGCGGAGGAUCAGCCUGAGGGCCUACCAGUUGAAAACAUUUGUUGCGGCAUACUACGUGAUCACGAUCCUGUGUAUCUGGUCUGGUCAGCUAGCAGGUAGCUCUGAAACGCAUCAAAGGUUGAUGACAGUCGGCCAGAUCACCUUGUUCGCCUGUUAUUGUGAUCGCACCGUGCACAUACCAGGCCAAGUUGCCCUCGCUCUGGCACAGAUCCUUCAGCUUGCGGCAUCUAGGGGCUGGCAAGGCAUCUCAGCCAAUGUCGUGGUAACUCCAUUGCUCACAGCCUUGAUCCUGACAUUUUGCCUCGUGGUCCUGGAGAACACCCUGAAGGAAGGCUUGGCAGCUCAGUUCCGAGGCACAGAUGCUGAGUCCUUGGUCGCCUCCUUUCGGACGAUGCUGCGGGGCUUAUGCGAUGCGGAUCUGUUGCUGGAUGAGUCCUUGACCAUCGUGGACGAUCACGACCUCCUCAGUGGGCUACUGGGCCGGAAAGAGAGCCUUACUGGCCAGGCCUUUGCAGACCUUCUCCUACAAGAUACCGAAGAGCAGGAAAGAUUCCAAAAGUUCAUCGGAAGGCCGAACGUAUCCAUGGGCACCUCUCAAGCAAGCACGCCCCCGUGCUUGCGUGUCUCCCUUCGAAGAAGGAGCCCUUUCCAGCGCGUGGGCGCCGAUCUUUUCCACGUGCGCGUUCCGCGCUUGUACGGCUGCGCCGGUGCCUACCACCUCAUGGCUUUGAAGCUGGAUCCGGAUGCGGAAGUCGGGGAGGAAGACGAGCAGGUAGGUCCCGUAAGUUCUUCAGAGGCUUCCUUCUUGAGGCCCGCCAGCUUCGCAAGCUUGGACGGCUUAGAUUUGGAUGGUCCGCCCUCCCCGAUCUCGGAUCGAGCUAAGGGAUCCUUCUUGGAGGCGCUCCAGACAUUCUCAGAGCUGAGCUUCAAGGUGGAACGGCGGGUCAAUCCUAGGGUCAUCUCGAUGCACUUCAACUUCAUGCGAAGCCAGGCGGACGCGCAGAGUGUGAACAGACCCCAGGUAGUAGAGUAG